AUGGCAUUAGGAAUCAAGAAGUUGAAAGUUUAUAGGGAUUCAUCAAUCGUAAUCUGUCAAACUCAAGGGAAAUGGAAAAUGAAAGAUGAAAAGCUGAAACCUUAUCAGGAAAAAUUGGAAGGGAUAUUCAAGAAUUUUGAAGAAAUCACAUUUGAAUAUUUACCAAGAGUCCACAAUAGAUUUGUAGAUGCUUUGGCCACCCUCGCCUCAAUGGUUGAAUGCAGCUCAGAUACCCAGAUCCGAACAUUUAUGGUAGAAAAAAGAUUUGAACCGGCGUAUGAAGAAUCAGUAAAUGUCUUAAUAGCUGAUGGAAAAAUAUGGUUCACACCCAUAAUUGACUUCAUCAGAGAAAGGAGGUAUCCUGAAUGUUUCACAAUGGGUGAAAAGAAGCGGCUACGAAAGUAUGCCACACAAUUCAUGCUCCAACGAGACUUGUUGUACAAAAAAUCUUACGAGGCAUACAACUGCUCUGUGUAA
Telopea speciosissima is the source of this 477-nucleotide messenger RNA. RefSeq lists its product as uncharacterized. Gene Ontology annotation, molecular function: nucleic acid binding; RNA-DNA hybrid ribonuclease activity. The record is from RefSeq and is a predicted model, not a curated record. NCBI's taxonomy places the organism in Eukaryota, Viridiplantae, Streptophyta, Magnoliopsida, Proteales, Proteaceae. Bases 1 to 477 code for a protein of 158 amino acids. The transcript has a single exon.